Messenger RNA from Musca domestica (house fly), 1026 nucleotides. RefSeq names its product keratin, type I cytoskeletal 9. The coding region runs from base 1 to 1026 and encodes 341 amino acids. The record is from RefSeq and is a predicted model, not a curated record. Lineage: Eukaryota; Metazoa; Arthropoda; Insecta; Diptera; Muscidae. The transcript has 3 exons.
AUGCGUCUGUUUUUGACCUUGUGCUCCUUGGCUGCCGUGGCCUUGGCCAAGCCCCAAUAUAACUAUGGCACCGGAGUCUCCGGUACCUUUGGCAGCUCCGGUGGAAAUUUGGGCUCCAUUGCUGGUGGCAAUUUUGGCACCAGCUCCAUUAGCCGUGGUCCCAGCUUUGGCUCGGGAUCCAGUGGUUCAUCGUUUGGUGGCUCCGUGCCCUCAUUUGGCUCCUUGGGUGGUGGCAGCUCUAGCUUUAGUUCUGGCUCUCGUGGCAGCAGUGGUUCCUCCUUCAGCUCGGGUCCCUCCUUCAGUUCCGGUGGAUCUAGCUUUGGUUCCAGCGGCUCUUCCUUCGGCUCCAGUGGCUCUGUUGGUGGUGGUCAUGCCGGUUUUGAAGCUCCCUUGGUCCACAAACAAUUCAUCACGGUAUCCGCUCCCGAAGACAACCAAAACUUGGAAAUGACCAAACAUUUGGUUAUUGGUCGUCCCCAAAAGAAUUAUCGCGUUGUCUUCAUUAAGGCUCCCUCAUCGAGCAAUGCCAAUGUCAAGCUCUCCGCCGAAUAUGCUCCCCAAGAGGAGAAGACAGUCAUUUAUGUGCUCUCCAAGAACGAUAACAACUUGGAAGUCAGUGACAUCGCCACCCCAGCUCCCACAGUGCCCAGCAAGCCAGAAAUCUUCUUCAUCAAAUACAAAACCGAGGAAGAGGCCCAACAUGCCCAAAGACAAAUUCAAGGUAGGUUUCUCAACUACUACAAGAGACCUGAAUACGACAAAAUCGAAGGCAGCUCCGAACACACCGAUGCCGGCAUCGCCCCCCAACAAUCCGUUGUUGGUAUUCUGGGUGAUGGCGGCAAUGCUGGCAGCGGCAGCAUUGGUGGUAGCAUUGGCUCCUUUGGUUCCACUACCACCACUGGUGGUUCUUUCGGUAGCAGUGGUACUUCUUCCUCGGGUAGCAUUGGUUUUGGCACCACUGCUACUUCUGGCAGCAGCACCAGCGGCAACAAGGCUUCCGCCUAUUUGCCACCCACAACUGUUUAA